Gossypium arboreum is the source of this 532-nucleotide messenger RNA. RefSeq names its product small ubiquitin-related modifier 1-like. Gene Ontology annotation, molecular function: protein tag activity; ubiquitin-like protein ligase binding. The transcript is spliced from 3 exons. Gene Ontology annotation, cellular component: nucleus. NCBI's taxonomy places the organism in Eukaryota, Viridiplantae, Streptophyta, Magnoliopsida, Malvales, Malvaceae. The record is from RefSeq and is a predicted model, not a curated record. Gene Ontology annotation, biological process: protein sumoylation. Bases 102 to 395 code for a protein of 97 amino acids.
GAAAUCAAAAGAAAAGAAAACCCUAAUUCUAUAAAAGAUCGAUUUAGUGAAGAAUCGGAAUCAGAAAUCACUGAGAGGACAAAACCCAGAAAAAGAAUAAUAUGUCGGGGCCGCAAGAGGAAGAUAAGAAGCCUGGCGAUCAAUCCGCCGCCCAUAUCAACCUCAAAGUCAAAGGCCAGGAUGGAAAUGAAGUUUUCUUUAGGAUCAAAAGAAGCACUCAACUGAAGAAGCUCAUGAAUGCAUAUUGUGAUCGACAAUCUGUGGAUUUCAACUCAAUUGCCUUCUUGUUCGAUGGCCGCCGCCUGCGAGGCGAGCAAACUCCUGAUGAGCUGGAAAUGGAGGAUGGUGAUGAGAUUGAUGCUAUGCUUCACCAAACUGGUGGCAGAAGCGCUUGAUGUUGUCAUUUGUGUGAAGGCAAGUUUUAGCUUACUGUUUUUAGCAGUUGAAAGUAGACUUAUUGUCUGAUUGUGUAGAUGUUAUUAUAUACAGACUUAUUGCUAUGGAAUCUUUAUUUACCUAUUUGGUUCUGAAA